This is a messenger RNA of Emiliania huxleyi CCMP1516, 485 nucleotides long. RefSeq lists its product as hypothetical. The annotation marks the transcript as partial. The record is from RefSeq and is a predicted model, not a curated record. Lineage: Eukaryota; Haptophyta; Isochrysidales; Noelaerhabdaceae. The transcript has 2 exons.
AUGUGCGCCGCACUCGCCGCUGCUGCUGCCACCUCGUACUCCUUCCGUCUCGACGCGCCCGCUUUCACUCCGCACGGCCUGCGAGUGUCCGACGUACGAGCGUCCAACGUGCCUCUCAACGCGCCGCUCACGGUGGAGCAGCUCGAGGCGCGGCUCGCGACGCUCGCGGGCCCAGCCAACCGCGACAGGAGGCGACGCGUGCAGCAGCGCUUGAAGAAGCUCCGCGACAAGGCAGCAAGCGGCAGCGAGGCGCAGUCUGCAGUGGCUGCGACUGUGCCGGCGGCGACUAGCACAGGGCCGGACCGGGCUAGUGACAACGUCUGGUGGCGCGCCGUGAGCAUGGCCGAGCUGCGCGCCCACCCGGCGUUUGUCGCGCUGCCGCCCGCGCACCGCGUGCUUCCCGCCACGGCGUCCGACCUGCGCCUGUACCGGCAGGACUCGGACCAGUGGUGGGCGUGCCACGCCGGCCGCAUCAGCACGAGCGC